CAUAUGAUUGCAUAUGUUGUGCGCAAAUAAUGUGUUGACACUAAAGGUUAGGAUUGUAUGCCAAUUGUUGAACAAUGUUUAGUAUAGAAGUGUAUGUAUUUGUGAUAUUAGUUGAAAUGGCGGACAGAGUUUAAAGUGUUUGAAGUGUUGUUCAAAACAUUUGAUUUACAUUUCAAUCGAUUGAUUGCAUUACACAUCGGAUCCAACAGUGAUGUCGACAAUCAAUGAGACAAUGAGUCCAUCCAAACGAUUAGGUCAUCCGAUGAGAGCUCGUAAACGAAACCGAUUGAUCUAUAAUGAAGACGAAGAGACACAGUUUACGGUCCGGUCGCCAACUUUCGGUCAGCUCGCGGCCCGAAAGAGUCAACGGUUGGCAUCUGUGGGCACUUGUGAUCAAUUGGGACAAUCAGUUCGCGGACCACAAUCUAUUGUAUUAGAUAAGAAAGUGGCACAAAAGGUUGGCCUCCGGUUGCGGACACUAUUGAAGUUACCGAAGGCUCACAAAUGGGUUUGCUUUGAGUGGUUUUACGCCAACAUUGAUCAGCCAUUGUUUUUAGGACAAAAUGAUUUCUGCAUUUGUCUUAAAGACACGUUUCCACACCUCAAGACACGGCAAUUAUCUCGCGUUCAAUGGUGUAAAAUCCGCCGACUUAUGGGUAAACCGCGUCGAUGUUCGGCCGCUUUCUUUACCGAAGAACGCGCUUCACUGAACGCUAAGCGCAAUAAAAUAAGACAUCUUCAGCAACAAAAAGUGGUUGAUUUUAGUCAAUAUAAAGAGUUACCGGAGAACAUACCUCUAUCGCUGGUUAUCGGCACAAAAGUAACCGGACUGUUACGUAAACCUCAAGACGGUUUGUUUACCGGUGCUAUUGACGCAGUGGACACCACUAAUGGUACCUAUAGAUUGACAUUUGAUCGCUCCGGUAUUGGCACUCAUUCACUACCCGAUUAUGAAGUUCUCAGUAACGAUACGCCUGAGUUUAUACCAUUGAAUUCAUUUCAAACUAAAAUCAGGCCACGAAUGCCGAUGUUUACGUCUCCCAGAUUUCUUGAAAUUUUAGGCAAUCAGGUGGCACAGGCUUUGGGUGAUAACGAUCCUCUCUUAGCCGGUCCGUCGCCACCGAAAACCGGAACCGUUAGCAGCAGUGGAAAUAUACAAGAAGAGGGAACUUUGGGUGGCUUUCCCAUCAAGUUUUUGGCACUUUUGGUGCGUUUGUCUAAAAUACUUCAGUACAAGAAGAAAAAGAUAACCGAAUUGAAGUCAAUGAAUACAGAAGCAGAGAAAAGUCGAUCACUUCAGGAAAAAUUGUCGCAUGACUUCCAGAAACAUUACGCGCAAACUAUUCUUGAAUUAGAAAAAUUGAAUACAGAUUUGAACGACUAUUUAAAAGCCGUCCAACAGUAUAGUGCAGAAAUAGCACCGGAACAGGGAUUGGUACCCAUAACACAACCCGAUGUCGUGAAACAAAAAUAUUUGGUUGAAUCAAAAGAGUUAGCGGAAAGAAAUUUAGCCAAUUGUACCGUAAAGAGUGAGCCAACCAUUGACUUGAUUUCCCAUUUGUUAUCACUAAUGCUACACCUCAGGGGUUUUGCCGACUCUGAGGUUAGCGCUUAUGAACUCAAAUCACUUUCCGAUACUUUAUCUGACAUAAAGAAGAUGAUCGAUAAGUCAAAUGUUGAUCAAUACGAAAAUGAAGUGGAAAUUCAUGUGAACCACAUUCAGACCAGUUUAAGCCAUUUGGGAAAUUUGGGCGCUUUUUCUGAAUCUAUGUUAGAACCGUUAUGAUUAGUAGGCCAACCCAUUGUCAAAACACAACGAUUCCAUCAAUACUGCAAUUAUUUUUAACGACAUUAUUGUUCAUAUAAACUGACAUUUCUAUUAUUAAAGGUUUAUAAGAUUGCAUGUAAUAUUACUAUCAAUUGAUUAUAUUAUGUAAUUGCAAUAUAUACACAAACAAAUAUAU
Molecule: messenger RNA, 1964 nt
Organism: Oppia nitens
Lineage: Eukaryota; Metazoa; Arthropoda; Arachnida; Sarcoptiformes; Oppiidae
Product: protein lin-9 homolog
Exons: 1
Coding region: 212-1786 (524 amino acids)
Biological process (GO): DNA-templated transcription; regulation of cell cycle; regulation of transcription by RNA polymerase II
Cellular component (GO): transcription repressor complex; nucleoplasm
Molecular function (GO): DNA binding
Source: RefSeq, a predicted model, not a curated record